AUGUUCGUUGGAGGCCUUGGUCCUCAUAUAACUCCUCGAUCUUUGAUAGAUUACUUUUCUAAAUAUGGGGAAGUGGUAGACUCAUCGGUCGUAUUGGAUAGAGUAACAGGGCGAAGUCGAGGAUUUGGAUUCGUUAUCUUUAAAGAACUUGAAAGCGUAGAAAAGUGCAGCCAGAAACUGAGACACAUCAUAGACAACGUUAACUGCGAAGUUCGGAAGGCAGUGCCCCGCGAAGAUGCCCGGCAACAGUCUGAGAUGGGAGCCCGUUGCAAGGUGUUUGUGUCUGGAUUAGGAGACAGUACUCGGGAGAAUCACUUGCGGGAGUACUUUGAAGCAUUCGGGGCCGUGGAGGAGGCGAACAUAAAAACUGAUCGGGUGACAGGCCGGAGUCGUGGGUUUGCGUUUGUUUUGUUUAAGACCCCAGAGGCCGCGAGACAAUCGUUGGGGGCGCACCCUGAGCUUGGGCCGAUUGUGGAGGCGAAAAUUGCGGAGCCACGAACGUCGUAUUCCGCUACCGGUGGCAAGACGGACAGAAAUGGUCCUCCUCCAAGGUCAACACCCGAAUGGUCGGCGGCCAACCCCAGAAGACCUUCCCCUGGUUCCUACAGCUCCUACCUUCCGCCCAACGCCCCUUCCUUGUACCCCGCCACGGCACCCACUGUCUACGCACCCUAUCCCCACCUAGAGGUGGAACACGACACCGGUACUGUUGACGCGGGCCUCGGGGGACCUGCUUCCCUCGGUGGACCAGCUCUCGGUGGGCCUGCUUCCCGCGGGGGACCUGCUUCCUUCGGCGCACCGGUUUCUCUCGGCGGUCCUACUUCACUUGGGGGACCUACUUCCCUACCCGCUUCCGUCGGCGCAGCCACUUCCCUCGGCGGCCCUGGCCGUGGAGGAAACAUUAACGUCGGGCCAAACAUUCCUACUAGAACCAUGGAGCCACCCGACGCGCCGGGUCUCUACGACACCAGCUCCUGGGCAUCCUAUGAUGCCACAGGCACACGACACUACGACUACUCCAACACAUACGACCGACCGGACGACCUCUACGCCUCCAACACCUACCAAAGGUCCCAGCGGAACCCGAAUCAAAGAUUCAGUCCCUACUAA
Messenger RNA from Gregarina niphandrodes, 1110 nucleotides. Its product is annotated as putative RNA recognition motif (RRM) containing protein. Lineage: Eukaryota; Apicomplexa; Conoidasida; Eugregarinorida; Gregarinidae. The coding region runs from base 1 to 1110 and encodes 369 amino acids. Gene Ontology annotation, molecular function: RNA binding. The transcript is spliced from 2 exons. The record is from RefSeq and is a predicted model, not a curated record.